AUGGCUUCUUCGUCUUCGGAUUUGGAGGGCCUUCAUGCCUUCAUUACUGGUGCUGCGGGGGUAGUGGGCAGCCACAUAAUCCAGGAAUUUCUAGAUUUGGGCUGUUAUGUCACUUCGCAUGAUUCAAAGCCUUAUGAGCUGCCACCUCACAAAUAUACAGACCACCUCAACUCUUUCUAUGGCGAGACCACCGAGCGCGGGUUGAAUCGUUCGAUGCAAGAGGCCAUGAACAAGUUCGGACCGAUAAACAUUCUUGUUCUCAAUGCUGGCUCUACUGAGGAAUCUCACAAGCACCCGAUUUGGAAUCUACCAUUAGAUACGUGGGAGGAAACGUAUCACAAGGACUCUCGCAGGAUUUUUGUGACCGUCAAGCAGUUUCUUCGAUCAGCAAAGUCUUCUCAGGAUGCUCAGAGUGGAAGAGAAAUCAAAAACCUCGCUAUUGUGGUCGUGGGUAGUAGCGAGCCUGAGGGACAUGCCGUUCAUGACGGAGUUCCCUAUGACCUGAUUCAAAGGCUGAAAAAGGAGAUUACUCAAUUGAACCGCAAAGCUCGUAUCAAUGCCGUCAUUCCUGGUGGGUUAAUUGAGGCCAGAACACAGUCUGAAAAACACCCCAAACCUUCACAGAACACCAGUCUUCAACUGAAAGCUUUGGUGCGGGCAACGACUUUCUUAGCUUCGCACCGCGAAGCUGGCCAAUUGUCAGGCGAAUGCCUCGGUGUUGAUAAUGAAAAUGAAGGCAGACUUGUAUGGCGAGGAAACGAGACAAUCAGUCUCAGCCAGAACCUAACGAGCCAGGCGCUGACCAUUCGCACGGUCCCUCGGUCCUUAUCUUCAUCAGCAGGAAACAAGAUCCGUGUGGCUGUGACAAUAGAUCUCGAUGCUGUGUCUGGAUGGUUAGGCACAGGAUACUCUACCGAAAAUGUGCUUGCGGAUUAUUCAGCCGGCUUCUUCGCAGCACAAGUUGGAGUGCCGCGAUUAGUCGAAAUGCUCAAGCGAACGGGCAUAGCCAACAAGGUAACUUGGUUCAUUCCUGGUCACUCGGCAGAAAGCUUUCCAGAGGAAGUUCGACAAGUCGUGGAUACUGGCUGCGAGAUUGGUUUGCAUGGAUACGCCCAUGAGGGUGCCUACUCGCUUACUGUACAGCAAGAGCGUGACGUACUCGAGAGGUGUAUCGACAUUAUGACGAAGCUCACUGGUAAAAGGCCGGUAGGCUAUCGAGCUCCACUGUACCAGGUUCGAGAGACCACACUGGACCUCCUGGAGGAGUACGGAUUCGAAUAUGAUUCCUCUUUGACCGAUCACGACUGUCAGCCCUUUUUCGCUCCUCGUCGACCCCCCCUUCAGCCAAUUGACUACCGCAAACCUGCUUCAAGCUGGAUGCAUCCUAUUCCGGAUUCUGCUUCGGAUAUCGACUCAUCAUCGAGCCGUCGAGAGAUUGUCGAAAUACCGUGCAACUAUUAUAUGGAAGAUAUGACUCCAAUGCAGUUCCUGCCUCACGUCCACAACUCACAUGGAUAUGUUGAUGUGCGCUCAAUUGAGCAGAUGUGGAAGGAUCGGUUCUUGUGGGUACGAGAACAUGAGAGUAACCCGAUCUUUACAAUUAUCAUGCACCCGGAUACGUCUGGUAUGGCUCAUGUUAUCGGCAUGGUUGAGAGAAUGAUCCGGUGGCUGCAGAGCUGGGGUGAUGAGGUGGAGUUUAUGCAAGCGGGGGAAAUGGCGAGGUGGUGGAUUGCAGCAAACGAAGGAGAUUGGUAG
Talaromyces amestolkiae is the source of this 1755-nucleotide messenger RNA. RefSeq lists its product as uncharacterized. Bases 1 to 1755 code for a protein of 584 amino acids. The transcript has 5 exons. The record is from RefSeq and is a predicted model, not a curated record. Gene Ontology annotation, molecular function: hydrolase activity, acting on carbon-nitrogen (but not peptide) bonds. NCBI's taxonomy places the organism in Eukaryota, Fungi, Ascomycota, Eurotiomycetes, Eurotiales, Trichocomaceae. Gene Ontology annotation, biological process: carbohydrate metabolic process.